AUGGACGCCGCCGCCAGCAGCAAGAAGCGCAAGCUCCGCGACGCCAAUGGCUCGAAGCCGUCCAAGAAGCGUUCCUCUUCCGGAGCAGCACCCUCCCCCGCCGCAAUGUCGAAGAAGCUGAAGCGCACCGCGCCCGCGCCCGCCUCCGACGACGAUUCUGAGAACGAGGAUGCCGAGGAGGUGCAGUCAGACGAGGAGGAGGAGGAAGACGCCGCCGAGACCGCCGAGAACUUCAAGGACGCAGAAGACGACGACGGCGCCGGCUCAGACCUCGACGACGACGUCAAGGCCCCCGCUGCCGCACCCAAAACUACCUCCGACAUCCCCAACGCGGACGCCCUCACGCUGCCCCAGGUCGGCGCCGAAGCCCACGACUUCGCCGAGCUCAACCUCUCCGACAAGACGAUGAAGGCCAUCGGCGAGAUGGGCUUCACCAAGAUGACCGAGAUCCAGCGCCGCGGCAUCCCGCCCCUGCUCUCCGGCAAGGACGUCCUCGGCGCCGCGAAGACCGGCUCCGGCAAGACCCUCGCCUUCCUUAUCCCCGCCGUCGAGAUGCUCUCCGCCCUGCGCUUCAAGCCCCGCAACGGCACCGGCGUCAUCGUCGUCUCGCCCACGCGCGAGCUCGCCCUGCAGAUCUUUGGUGUUGCGAGGGAGCUGAUGGCGCACCACUCGCAGACGUACGGUAUUGUGAUUGGCGGCGCGAACCGCCGCGCCGAGGCGGACAAGCUGCAGAAGGGCGUGAAUCUACUUAUUGCCACACCCGGCAGAUUGCUCGACCACCUGCAAAACACGCCCUUCGUCUUCAAGAACCUCAAGUCGCUCAUCAUCGACGAGGCGGACCGCAUCCUCGAGAUCGGUUUCGAGGACGAGAUGCGCCAGAUCGUCAAGAUCCUACCCAAGGACGACCGCCAGACGAUGCUCUUCUCCGCGACGCAGACGACAAAGGUCGAGGACCUCGCGCGCAUCUCGCUGCGCCCCGGGCCCUUGUACGUCAACGUCGACGAGAAGCAGGAGCACAGCACGGUGGCCAACCUGGAGCAGGGCUACGUGAUCUGCGACGCGGACAAGCGGUUUUUGUUAUUGUUCAGCUUUUUGAAGCGCAACCUCAAGAAGAAGGUGAUUGUGUUCUUCAGCAGUUGCAACUCUGUCAAGUACCACGCCGAGCUGCUGAACUAUAUCGAUCUGCCGGUGCUGGAUUUGCAUGGCAAGCAGAAGCAGCAGAAGCGGACGAAUACGUUUUUCGAGUUUUGCAAUGCGAAGCAGGGGACGCUGAUUUGCACUGACGUUGCCGCGCGUGGAUUGGAUAUCCCCGCCGUCGACUGGAUCGUGCAGGUCGACCCCCCCGAUGACCCGCGCGACUACAUCCACCGCGUCGGCCGAACGGCGCGCGGCGCCAACUCCAAGGGCCGCAGCCUCAUGUUCCUGCAGCCCUCCGAGGUCGGCUUCCUCACGCACCUCAAGGAGGCGCGCGUGCCGGUCGUCGAGUUCGACUUCCCCGCCAACAAGAUCGCCAACAUCCAGUCCCUGCUCGAGAAGCUCAUCACGCAGAACUACUACCUCAACAAGAGCGCCAAGGACGGCUACCGCAGCUACCUGCACGCGUACGCGAGCCACUCGCUGCGCACCGUGUUCGACGUCAACAAGCUGGAUUUGGCCAAGGUGGCCAAGAGCUUCGGGUUCGCGGUGCCGCCGCGGGUGGACGUCACGGUGGGCGCGAGCGGGCGCGGGGAGAAGAAGGUGCAGGGACGGAGGGCGUAUGGGAGCCAGCCGAAGCAGGGGAGUGGGGGGUAUUAUAAGAAGAGGUGA
Molecule: messenger RNA, 1806 nt
Organism: Colletotrichum chrysophilum
Lineage: Eukaryota; Fungi; Ascomycota; Sordariomycetes; Glomerellales; Glomerellaceae
Gene: HAS1
Product: ATP-dependent RNA helicase
Exons: 2
Coding region: 1-1806 (601 amino acids)
Biological process (GO): maturation of LSU-rRNA from tricistronic rRNA transcript (SSU-rRNA, 5.8S rRNA, LSU-rRNA)
Cellular component (GO): nucleolus
Molecular function (GO): RNA helicase activity; ATP binding; nucleic acid binding
Source: RefSeq, a predicted model, not a curated record